AACAAAUCGCCAAUGGCUUCCUCCCUCCUCUAACCUCCAUCUCCUCCACCCUCCCCCUCUCUCUCUUCCUCACGAGAGCGAAUAAGAAACCCUAAUCACCAAUCCUUCCCUCCCUCGCUUUCUCUUCUCGUCCAAGUCCUCGCCGGAUCCGUCUUUGGCGCCACCGAUCGCCGCCGCGGAUGGCGAAGAUGUCCCACGGCGACACCAUUCCCCUCCACCCCUCCUCCCAGUCCGACAUCGACGAGAUCGAGAACCUCAUGAUCGCCGGCCCCGCCAACGUCCUCCCCGCCCGCCCCCCAAGCCCUCCCCGCGCCUCCAUCCCAGUCUCCUCCUCCCCCUUCCUCCCCUCCAACCUCCCCCCUCCUCCCCCCUCUGCGCCCGCCGCCGCCUACCACAAGGCCCCCAUCUCCGCCUCCCCGCCAGACGCCGCCUACCACAAGGCCCCGAUCUCCGCCUCCCCACCAGCCGCCGAGACUUCCCGCGGCGGCAUCGCCGCCGAUGGCUUCGGCUCGCUGCCCAAUACGCUGACGGAGCCGGUCUGGGACACCGUCAAGCGGGAUCUGUCGCGGAUCGUGAGCAAUCUGAAAUUGGUCGUGUUCCCCAACCCCUACCGGGAGGAUCCGGGAAAGGCGCUCCGGGAUUGGGAUCUCUGGGGGCCCUUCUUCUUCAUCGUCUUCCUCGGGCUCACUCUUUCUUGGUCGGCGUCCUUGAAGAAGUCUGAAGUAUUUGCUGUUGCAUUUGCUGUCCUUGCAGCUGGUGCUAUUAUUCUCACAUUAAACGUUCUACUUCUGGGCGGGCACAUAAUAUUCUUCCAGAGUCUGAGUCUUCUUGGAUACUGUCUUUUUCCUCUGGACGUUGGAGCUGUCAUUUGCAUGCUGAAGGACAAUGUCAUAAUCAAGAUAAUUGUGGUGUCUAUAGCAUUGGCAUGGAGCUCAUGGGCAGCAUACCCAUUUAUGAGUGCAGCUGUUAAUCCAAGACGGAAGGCCUUGGCUCUGUAUCCUGUUUUCCUCAUGUAUAUCUCUGUUGGCUUUUUAAUCAUUGCAAUAGAUUAAGGAGUCGAUCUGUCAUCACUUUGCGAUUUUCGUAGGCUGCGAACCCCUUUUUCAUUUAGUCACCAAGACAUAUACAAGUAUAGAUAGACAUUUUGUUGUACUGGCCUCUUUGGUCUUGUUUUGUAGUUGUUAGAGAAUUGUACGCACUUCUUGGCUUAAAGUUGGAAAAUGCUGGUUGCUGCUGGCUUUGUAUCUUCGAGGGUUCCAUAUUGUAGGUCCGGAGUCUCACACCUGGCCACAAGAAUCAAGAUGCCUGUAUAUUUUCAUUUGGUUAAAACCAAAGAACUUGUGCGAAAUGACACUGAAUGUUUUGUCUUCC
Molecule: messenger RNA, 1371 nt
Organism: Phoenix dactylifera (date palm)
Lineage: Eukaryota; Viridiplantae; Streptophyta; Magnoliopsida; Arecales; Arecaceae
Product: protein YIP4b-like
Biological process (GO): endoplasmic reticulum to Golgi vesicle-mediated transport
Cellular component (GO): trans-Golgi network; membrane
Source: RefSeq, a predicted model, not a curated record